Molecule: messenger RNA, 2859 nt
Organism: Penicillium paradoxum
Lineage: Eukaryota; Fungi; Ascomycota; Eurotiomycetes; Eurotiales; Aspergillaceae
Product: tubulin gamma complex associated family protein
Exons: 2
Coding region: 1-2859 (952 amino acids)
Biological process (GO): cytoplasmic microtubule organization; mitotic cell cycle; spindle assembly
Cellular component (GO): equatorial microtubule organizing center; centrosome; spindle pole
Molecular function (GO): gamma-tubulin binding; microtubule minus-end binding
Source: RefSeq, a predicted model, not a curated record
AUGGAUCAAUGUGAUCAUGACCUGGAUCCUUUCUCCAGCGAGAGUCUCUGGAGACUCUCUAAGUUCAGCAUAGAAGCUUUACAGCCAUUGGAGUCGCUACCAUGGAACACCUUUCUACCUGAGGAUCCCAUAUCGUGCUUUGAACCAUCGCAACAGCCCACGGAUAAGCUUGAUUCGGUAUGGAAGCUCGAGAAUUUUCCAACCACGCUGGAGCCACCCAAAUCCUUCGCCGACUCGAUCAUCAAUUCCUCCAUAGAUAGCCAGUCCGACACAUCAUGUGAUGCUUUGCCAGACAUAUCAGACAAUAUUACCGAUCUUUGGUCCUUGGAUCUAUUGCAGGAAGAUCCUGGCCAAAUUGUCCCGCAGAAAUCAUGGGAGAGGUAUCAGGACAGGUCAUUUCAAGAGCCCGUAUCUGUCUACUUUAGUGAAUCUGGGGCAAAGGGCUUUGAUGCGGCGUUGGCACAUCAUAAAUUUACAAGGAGCGCCGAUCCGCCCACUCGAAUGGUUCGAACAGAUGUGUUUAAUCGAUCACUGCUUCGUCUGGGGCUUGGCUGGAGCUCCGCAUUUUUUCGCUACGAUCAACCCACCAACCAAUUUGUGAGAGAUUUGAAAGAUAUACAAGUGUCAGGUGUCAGCCCAGUGGCAUUGGAAAGCGUGGUCAAUUACGUGCUACAGUGUGGUACUCAUAUGCAGCGGGUGCGGUUGUUUGCGCAAGAUCCACCAGCCCAGUGCAAAGAAAUCUCAGCUUUAUUCACAUUAAGUGGCACAGUCGCGGUGAUUAUACACACCCUUGAACAACAGAUAUCCGACCAUUCGAAACACGUUGUCUCACUCCUACAAAUCAAGGCCCUGUUCCAUCGCUGUGGUGACUUGAUAGGUGUUCUCGCAAAUAUUGUUGAUGCUUCCCAGAAAGCCACUUCGGACGCACAAGUCAUAUCAAUCGUCACUAAGCUCGCAGCUUAUUAUGCGCAAAGGUUUGGCUGGAUGGAGCCUCUUGUGCAUGAGAUUGUGACUCGGGUAACCAGGCCAUGGUUCAAAUUCGUCGACGCUUGGAUUGGGCUUCAGCCGGAAGAAACGGCGCUCAUGGAAUCUUUGGCUCGUGGGAAAGCCUUUGUUCGACUGGAGACUCAUGAUUCUGGCAAGUUCAAGACCGGGCCGGCGCGAAUUGACUACAUCUAUCAAUCGGACCACAUGCCAUUGUUCAUCCCGGCAGACCAAGCUCGUUCGAUCUUCGAGAGUGGGCGAAGUCUUCAACUACUGAAGGAAGUUCAUCCGCAUCAUCCCAUUGCACGCCAUGAUGUUCUCUCCCGGAAUGGAGGUCUUCAUCUACACUGUGCGACCACAUGGGCUGGUAUUGAGCAAAUCCAAACAAAGGCGCAAGAGUACGAGUCAAAACUUCGUGCUGAGAUCAAAAGAUAUCAAGAAGGUUAUACAGACCUGCAGAAUUCACGAUCAGACGUACUCGUCCAGGGUGCUCAACCAGCCGACACAGAAAUUACAACGGCAGCCUUCAAACUCUUCGACAUAGACGACGAGGAAGAAGGUUCGGGACCAGUCACGGAUCACAGAGCUCUCUCGAAAGACGAUUUCAACCGACUACUCGACAAAGCUCGGAAACUCAACCCUGGAGUCACUCAUGAAGGGAGUCAGCUCGGCCCUGAGUUAGCCUCUGGCCUCCAUCUCUCACUUGCGCCUAUUCUUUCGUCACAAGCACUUCUCAUCAAUUAUUCUUGCCUGCAUCUUCUCUUCAAAGAACAUCGAAUCCGUCAUCAUCUCAACAUGCAGUGGCGAUUCCAGCUCCUGGGAGAGGGCUCGUUCGUCUCCCGUCUUUCCAAUUCCUUAUUCAGUCCGGAGAUGGAAAGCGGAGAGCGAAAGACCGGAAAAGUGCGCAGUGGUAUCGAUACUGGUUUACGCCUUGGCAGUCGUGAUACAUGGCCGCCAGCUAGUUCAGAGUUGCGACUAGUGCUGAUAGGCCUGUUGGGAGAUUGUUACUUCGGUGGCAAACACAAAGAAGAUGACGAAAAAAAUCAAAUUCGGAAAGAUAACGAAUUGCCGGGUGGACUAAGCUUUGGAAUUCGAGAAUUAUCUGACGAAGAAAUUGAAGGAUGCAAAAACCCGAAUUCAAUAGAGGCUCUGGACUUCCUUCGGUUGCAGUACACACCACCCAAAGUGCUUGAAUCCCUCAUUACUCUUCGCUCCCUCGAUAAGUAUGAUCGUCUAUUCAAGCACCUGCUUCGAUUAAUCCGCAUGGUCUCUGCCGUUAAAGGACUUGUCCGUGACUCUACUUCUCGAGGAUCUCUGUCAGGAGAUUAUCGGAAUGUUCUGCAGCAGUUCAGAGUGGAUGCCCAACACUUUGUCCUCGCAGUCAGUGAUUACUGCUUCCACAUCGGCAUUGGAUCCAUUUGGCAACGCUUCCAAACCACGCUAAACAAAAUUGAGCACUGCCUCAACCGCGGCGACAUCGACGGUACAAUCGAAGCGGCGCACUCGCUGCCCCGACUCCGCGAUUACCAUGAAGAUAUUCUUGACCAGAUGUUGUUUGCGUUCUUCCUUAGCAAGCGCCACGCUCAGGCUGCCAAACUGCUCGAAUCUAUCUUCGGUACUAUUCUCGCCUUCGGUCCUCUGUCAAAAGCAGAUGGAAUUGGGAUGCGCAACGAAAGUGAAGGAGCUGUUCUCCAUCUUUAUCAGUCUUUCAGAAAACAGACUUCCGCUUUUGUCAACUAUCUUCGCAGUCUGGAAUCUGGAAAGGCCACUUCCAAAUCAAUGGCUAAAUCAGGGGCAUUCUUCUCCUCGCGGCCAGACCCAACGAGUGUCUUUGAACACCUGCGGGUAAGAUUAGACAUGAAGAAGUACUAUUGA